GUUUAAAAACAAACAAAACGCCAACCAAAAUUCAAACCAAAAAUCACAAAAAUAAAUUAUUAUAAAGCAUUAUAUUGUUCUACGUAAUGGAAUUAUUCAUCUACUUUCUGUUGUAAGUCGUCUUCGCACACUUAAAUUUUUAACUCAUUCAGAUAUGGCUUCUCAAAGCUCUUAUCUCAAAAACUCCUAUGAAGAAUAUUCGCCAAGUAAGGUUCCAUCAAUUCUCAAUGAGGGUCGCAAUGGGGUAACUUUCCAGCUCAUUUCAAGAAACCCUGCAAGCCUUUACCAAGAACAAGUUAGUUUUCAUGAAUACAGAAAUGGAAAAUGAUAUUUUUUAUGACACAACUGUGUACACUGGCUCUGCCGGGUUUGGUUUGUUCUACUUCAUGUGUGCAAUCACAGAUGAAAAUGAUGAGCUUUUGAAGCAAUCAUUGAGCUAUAUAAAUAUAAAAAAACAGCUGAAAGGUAAAAGAAUCUCAUUUUUGUGUGGUGAUGCGGGACCCCUGGCUCUCGCUACAGUUAUAUCAUACAAAUUGGGCAAUAGAGUCACCAAAAAACCAUAUAGAUUACCAGAAUACACAGUUAUAGCUGAAAGGUUAUUAGCACUGAUUUCCUUGCUUAGUGAAAGCCCUGAUGAGGUUCUGUAUGGCAAAGCAGGAUACCUAUAUGCAUUGCUAUUUGUUAAGAAAUACAUACCAGAUGAUACAGUGAUACCACCUGACCACAUAAAAAAGGUAGUAAGAGCUAUAAUCAAGUCUGGCCGACAUUACUCGACCCAAGUGGGGUCUGAAAGUCCACUUCUCUGGCAGUGGCAUGACAAAGUGUACCUCGGCGCUGCCCACGGAGUUGCCGGAAUUUUGUACAUGUUGCUGCAGGCGCAUGACUACGUAGACCCGUUAGACAUGAGUGACUACGUGGAGCCGACGCUGCAGUGGUUGCUGCGGCAGCGGCUGGGCUCCGGCAACUACCCGUCGUCGCUGGGCUCGCCCCGCGACCGCCUCGUGCAGUGGUGCCACGGCGCCCCGGGGUUCGUGCCGCUGUGUGUACUGGCGCAUCAGUAUUUCAAAAAUGAUAAAUACCUGAAAAUCGCCAAGGAAUGCGGUGAAGUGGUGUGGCGGCGCGGGCUGUGCGCGAAGGGGUUCAGUCUGUGCCACGGGGUCGCCGGGAACGCCUACACCUUCAUACAGCUGUAUCAAGCCACCAAGGACCCCGUCCACCUAUACCGCGCGGGUUGCUUCAUGGAGUGGUGCGUGUCCGCCCGACCGGGGUCGCAGGCGCGGGCUCCGGACCGCCGCGCCUCGCUGUUCGAGGGGCUGCCCGGCCGCCUGUACCUCGCCGAGGAACUCAACCACGUGGACACGGCCAAGUUCCCCGCCUUCGAACUGUGAUUAGAGCUGAGAGCUGCGUUGAGCUGAUAUCCGAAGAGCGAGCGGGCAUGUUGUUUUCCACGGAUAUCCUAAAAGCCUGGCACAAACGAGACUACUAACUAAAUACUGUGAUAAGAUGCGGAGUGUGUGCUUGAAGGAAAGAUCACAGAUUAUUUUUAACUACCUACUUAUUGAAAGUCUCGACUCUUUCUCUGGUUGUUAUAGUAAUCAAUGCAAUAGCUGGCAUAUUAGUGAUUUCUGUUAAUUUAUGAUACAUUUUGUAACCGACUGGAAAAUAAAACAUAAUGAAAAUUUGAAA
This is a messenger RNA of Plutella xylostella (diamondback moth), 1686 nucleotides long. RefSeq names its product lanC-like protein 2. Gene Ontology annotation, biological process: peptide modification; carbohydrate metabolic process. Gene Ontology annotation, cellular component: plasma membrane. NCBI's taxonomy places the organism in Eukaryota, Metazoa, Arthropoda, Insecta, Lepidoptera, Plutellidae. The record is from RefSeq and is a predicted model, not a curated record.